Molecule: messenger RNA, 395 nt
Organism: Homalodisca vitripennis (glassy-winged sharpshooter)
Lineage: Eukaryota; Metazoa; Arthropoda; Insecta; Hemiptera; Cicadellidae
Product: hematopoietic prostaglandin D synthase-like
Exons: 2
Coding region: 1-378 (125 amino acids)
Source: RefSeq, a predicted model, not a curated record
AUGAGGCCGCAACCAGUUCAGCGUCCAGAAGAACUCAGAAUCGCUUCAGCGUAUCGCACGACCUCUGGGCCAGCAGUCCUGUUUGGUUCGCUGGAGUCUACACAAGCUCUUAGCAGGAGACAUGAAGGGAUCUACCAGCGACGUGGUGACCACCGCUUUAAAAAGGAAAAACGUGCUCGCACCUAUCGGAACUGGCGGGAGAUUUUUUCAUGGGCUGACCUGUACUACGGUGCCCUUAGCGACUGCCUGAACUAUCUGUUAGGCACUGAAAUAACAGAUGGCUACCCGAACAUGAAAGCUCUGAAGGAGAAGAUCUUCGCGCUGCCCGCCAUCAAGGCCUGGGUCGACAAGCGCCCUCCGGACGAUUUUGACCUUUAAAGAAGAGUUGGGUUUAA